AUGGCGGACUCUGCGAGGGCAGACUCGCGUGGGCGCCCGCCCGAGCUCCCUGAAGACCUGUCCUCACAGGAAGAGGAGGAAGGGGACUCCGACGCCGGGGCCAGCAGCUUGGGCUCCUACUCCUCAGCCAGCAGUGACACUGAUCUAGAGCCUGAGUGGCUGGACAGUGUGCAGAAGAAUGGAGAACUGUUCUACCUGGAGCUGAGUGAGGAGGAGGAGGAGAGCCUCCUUCCAGAGUCCCAGACUGUGAACCAUGUGAACCAUGUCAGGUUCAGUGAGAAGGAGAUCAUCAUUGAAGAGGACGAUUCCAGAGAACGAAAGAAGUGUGAGCCCAAGCUCCGGCGCUUCACCAAGAUCUUGAAAAGCAAAAGCCUUUUACCUAAGCGUCACCACAAGAAGAACAGCAGCAACAAUGGGCCUGUGUCCAUUCUGAAACAUCAGUCCACCCAGAAGACCGGAGUCACUGUGCAGCAGCGGUACAAGGAUGUGACCGUCUAUAUCAACCCCAAAAAGCUAACGGCCAUCAAAGCCAGGGAACAGGUCAGACUCCUGGAAGUGCUGGUGGGAAUCAUCCAUCAGACCAAGUGGAGCUGGAGACGGAGUGGGAAGCAGGCAGACGGAGAGAGGCUCGUGGUGCAUGGCCUGUCGCCAGGAGGCUCUGCUAUGAAGAGCGGUCAGGUACUGGUUGGCGAUGUCCUUGUUGCUGUGAAUGAUGUAGACGUGACUUCUGAAAACAUAGAAAGAGUUCUGUCCUGCAUCCCUGGGCCAAUGCAGGUGAAGCUGACAUUUGAAAAUGCAUAUGCUGUGAAAAAGGAAACAGCCCAACCAAAAAAGAAAAAGGCCCAGUCGAACACAAAUGAUUUGGUGAAACUCCUCUGCGGGUCAGAAGCGGAUGUGGUCCAGCCCAGUACCCUGAGCAUCCCACAUAUCAUCAUGUACCUCACGCUGCAGCUCCAGUCAGAGGCAGCCAGGGAGGAGCAGGAAAUUCUUUACCAUUAUCCAGUGUCUGAAGCAUCUCAGAAACUCAAGAGUGUGAGGGGGAUUUUUCUCACACUCUGUGACAUGCUGGAAAGUGUAACUGGGACACAAGUCACUAGCUCAUCCCUCCAUUUAAAUGGGAAACAAAUUCAUGUUGCUUACUUGAAAGAGUCUGACAAGUUGCUGUUAAUUGGCCUGCCUGCUGAAGAAGUUCCUCUUCCCCAGCUAAGGAACAUGAUAGAAGACGCUGCCCAAACCUUAAAGUUCAUGUAUGGCUCUUUAGACAGUGCCUUCUGCCAGGUUGAGAAUGCGCCCCGUCUGGAUCAUUUCUUCAGCUUGUUCUUUGAACGAGCUCUUCGGCCCGGUAAACUACAUCUCAGCAGCAGCCCCAGCGCCCAGCAGUACGAUGCAGCCAGUGCUGUGCUUUUGGACAACCUCCCUGGAGUCCGUUGGCUCAUACUUCCACAGGAGCUCAAGGUGGAACUGGACACCACACUGAGUGACCUUGAGGCCGCUGACUUCGAAGAACUGUCUGAGGAUUACUAUGACAUGAGACGGCUGUAUACAAUUUUGGGGUCUUCUCUGUUUUACAAGGGUUAUAUGGUGUGCAGCCAUCUGCCUAAGGAUGAUGUUGUUGAGAUCGCUGCAUACUGUCGCCAGUACUGUGUGCUGCCUUUAGCAGCAAAGCAAAGGAUUGGCCAGCUGAUAAUAUGGAGAGAGGUGUUUCCAAGACACCACCUCCAGCCCCCUUCAGACUCAGACCCCGAGGCCUUCCAGGAACCUGAAGGGAGAUAUUUCUUACUAAUUGUCGGAUUGCGACAUUACAUGUUGUGUGUGCUGUUAGAAGCUGGAGGCUGUGCAUCUAAAGCUACUGGGAACCCUGGUCCAGAUUGCAUCUAUGUAGAUCAGGUCAGAGCAACCCUUCAUCAGCUGGAAGGAGUGGAGUCCCGCAUAGAGGAGCAGCUAGCCACAUCCCCAGGGCCCUGCUUGUCCUGUGCUGACUGGUUCCUUGCUGCACCACGUGAAAAGGCAGAUAGUUUGACCACUUCGCCUAUCCUCAGUAGGCUACAGGGGCCUUCCAAAACUGCAACCUCUCCAACAUGCAGAAGAACCUUUUUCAGUGACUAUUCCUUCAAGGCACGAAAGCCCAGUCCCUCCAGGAUCAGUGGUGGACGUGAGCCUGGUGAAGGGGAAGAAGGUGUUGGUCUGAGCCCACACACUACCCCAGAUGCAGUACGGAAGCAAAGAGAAUCCGAAGGCUCAGAUGACAAUGUGGCCUUGCUUAAGCUUGCUAGGAAGAAGUCAACACUUCCAAAUCCGUUUCAUUUGGGAACUUUGAAAAAAGAACUUUCAGAAAAGGAAUUGGAACUCUAUAACAUGAUGAAAUUGACCUCUGGUCCUGAGAAUACACUCUUCCACUAUGUUGCCUUAGAAACGGUGCAAGGCAUCUUCAUCACCCCCACCCACGAAGAGGUGGCUCAGCUAGGUGGUUCCGUCCACUCUCAACUAAUAAAGAAUUUCCAUCAAUGUUGUCUCUCUAUCCGUGCAGUUUUCCAGCAGACACUGAAGGAGGAGAAAAAGAAAGUGCUAAGUGGUGGAGAUCAUUCAGAGUCUGCAAACUCAGUGUCUUCUCUGAGCCCUGUGAAAGAACACGGUGUGCUGUUUGAAUGCUCACCUGAAAACUGGACUGAUCAGAAAAAGACGCCACCAGUCAUGUCAUACUGGGUGGUAGGGAGGCUCUUCCUUGACCCAAAACCUCAGGAACUAUAUGUCUGUUUUCACGACUCAGUCUCAGAAAUUGCCAUUGAAAUGGCAUUUAAAUUGUUCUUUGGGUUAACGUUGUAGCUGUGUUUGAAAGACACAAAGUGACACGCAGAUGGACCACAGGACAGCAUCAGAAUGGCCGAAAUCAUCAUACAGAGAUAAAGCUCAGUGCAGUCACUGUUCAGUACUGUCCUUGUUAAAUACUGAGAUGCAGUGCUAUUGGGUUGGUGCAUCAGUUCCUGUGUGGUAUUAUAUAAGACAUCUGAGCUGAUGCUCGAUCAAAAUAUAGAGACAAGAUUGCUAAUUUAUUGCCAUUUUGGUAUACCAUGUUAAUUUAUUGAAUAGUUUUAAAUAAUGUGAAUUCUUUAAUAAAAAUUAAUAUAGGAAAUGUUUAAUUGGGGGGUCAUAUUUGAAUUACUGUUUGUUUUCAUAAAGCCCAAUACUGACUGACUGACACCUGGUAAAGGAAGCAUGACUUGAAGGGAUGACAAGCUUCUGUAGUCAGUGCUGUGUUGUGAGCGAGCCUUUGCAUCAGUUAGACCUCAGAGUACAUGGGAAGUAAUCACAUUAUUACUGCAUUAGGAUUCUGAAAUGCCCAAUUAUGAAAAAUGUGCUGUUUGCUUAUUGGUCAGUAUCUAAAUUUACAAUACCUGUGUUCUGGUUUCUUAGGAAAUCAAAAGCCUCUGCAUUGGUUUAAGUAUUUUAGUAGAUACCCCACUACAGAGGCAGAGGGGAAGGAUGACAGUUAAAGUUAAUUUAUAUUUAUUUGAUUCUCUUUAUUCUUUUUGGUAAACUUUAUUUGGGUUAGGAUACGUAUUGGCAAUCAUCUGUAAACUUCCAUAGCUUUCUUUCUGGUUCACAUACAUUUAUAUCAACUCUAUCAGAUCAUUUUAAAAACACUGAAGGGGGGCUGGAGGUCAGGAACAAGUACCUCAUUGGAAGAGACCUCAGUUCAGCUCCCAGCACCCACAUUAGGCAGCUCAAAACCACCUGUAACUUCAGGGAAUCCUUUGGCUUUUGCAGGUACCCACACAUACAGUUAGAAAAUACAAUCCUUUUUUAAAACACUGGGGGGAAACCAGGCUAAAGCUACCUACCAUAUGUAACUUUUUGCAUAAAAUACUAAUUUUUGUUGGUAUCAGUCUGUAUUGGGUUUUCCCAAAGGAGUGGGUUUGCUUUCCUUGACUGUAACUGAUGUGGGCUUCAGCAGUACAGAUUUUCUUUGGCUGUGAGAAUUUGAUGUGUUGAAAAGUAUAGUAAAUGCUAAAUUUAUUAUUGCCAUCUACCCAGAUGGACAUCCAGAGGCUCAAUAUCCUCCCACAGUUUACAGUCCUAGGUAAUUUCUCCUUCAGGGAUUGUAUAUGUUGGAAGGCAAGCUAUCUAAAGCCUGUCUAAAGUUCAUCCCUACAUUUUCCCUCCCUCAAACAUGAGCCUUCCAGCUUAAAACUAGAAAACAUAUGAGUCAUCCCUGAUCCAUUUGGUCUUAUAAAAAAUACUGUUACCUCAGUCAUCAGUGAAAGAUUCUCAUCAAGGCAUGGGUGACAGAUACCAGCUGUUUAUAUCACCAGUGACUUCUGGGCCUUAAUAUCAGCUUUCAAGUCGGAUAAGAAAAUUAGGCACCUUAAAAUGUAGAAAACACUUUGAAAUAUUUCUCCACUUAACUGAAUCAAAUUAGUUAAGACUCUCUUCUGUCGUAGACUGCCUGUGUGUGGAUAUAUGUGUUCCAGCAUUUCUAAAACUGUAUUUAUUAAAUGUCUUGAAUUUCUGGAUAUACCCUCAAGUCCUGAGCUGCUUCUAGUGCUGAUCAUUAUGAUGAAUGGAACUGUUAAUCACCUCAGAUGUUCAAACAGAACAAACUAAGACUUGGGAUUUUAAUAGAGGAAACUUUUAUUCCAUUUAAAUUUUGAUCUGUUGGUGCUUUCUUUGGGUCAGAUAGCCAUGAGCACACUAUUCAAAAUGUGAUGUAAAAGACAAACACAGCACAGAUGUGAAAGAUGGGCCAUUGGCAGUAUAAUCCAUGUGCACCAUAACUCCAUGUUGAAGAGACAUUGCAUUUUUAAGGAAUGAGUAUUGUCUUCUUUUCAUUUCCAAGUGAAUAUUGAAGACAAACUUAGCUGAUCAUGUCUGUAAAUAACAUGUCUGACUCACAUCUGAAAGUCAAUCAGUUUGAUUGUUCAGCUGAGUUCCUGUCUGCCUGGUUUUCAGGGAGGGAACAAAGUAUCAAGUACAGAUCCCAUAAUGAUGGCCUUCAGAGAACCCUCCGUGAGUCAGGUUGUGUUCACAUCCUGGUACUAAGGAACAUUACUGUAUGAAAGUAAAAUGCAUUGUCUGCCUAACAUGCUUAGAACUGUUAUGUCUGGCUUGGUGGCACAUGCCUGGAGUUCAGUAUUCAGGAAGCUGAGGCAGAGGGCAGGCCGGGCUACAUAACAAGACCCUGUCUGUAACUAACAAUAAAUUACAAACACUUUACUACUAUCUCGUGCUUCUUAGUCCCAAAGAAACUCUAGACUCUUGCUUUUUCUUUUCCUCUUCUCUCUCUCCUCUCUUUCCGUAGCUUUCUUUGUUUCUGUCUUGUCAGAGAACUGUACCUAGGAGGGUACACUUUUUGUGCCAAGGACUAUAGAUGAUGAUAAAUACCUAACAAAAUGGUUAUGGUAAAAUAAUCUCUUUUAAAUAUUUUUGACACAAGUUGAAAAGACCGAGAACCCAGUCUACUAAGUUUUGUCUGCCUUAACCAACUAUGAAGCGUAAGCUGUGGGUACCAUUUAUCAUCAAUAAGUGGCCACUGUCUGAGAACCAGAAGGGUACAGUUAAGUCAUACCCAUUACUGCACAACAUGACAGCAGUAACCUUCGAAAAUUACUAAGCGCUAUAGUUUUGAGAAUAAGGAUUUAUAUUUUGGAAUUUUUCUUGAAAUGGUAAGUUCUGUUAAAACUUGAACCUACACACCAAACCGUAUGAACUAAUUUAAUUAUGGAGAGUUUUAUUUCUGUAUGUAAUUAAAGCUAUUUUUCUACAUUAUCCAGAGUUUUAAAUAAAAAUGUUCGUUUGCAA
This is a messenger RNA of Grammomys surdaster, 5796 nucleotides long. RefSeq names its product inturned planar cell polarity protein (gene Intu). Gene Ontology annotation, biological process: cilium assembly; establishment of planar polarity; vesicle-mediated transport. Lineage: Eukaryota; Metazoa; Chordata; Mammalia; Rodentia; Muridae. The record is from RefSeq and is a predicted model, not a curated record. Gene Ontology annotation, molecular function: protein binding. The transcript has 16 exons. Bases 1 to 2823 code for a protein of 940 amino acids. Gene Ontology annotation, cellular component: cilium; cytoplasm.